Messenger RNA from Syzygium oleosum, 1386 nucleotides. Its product is annotated as BRASSINOSTEROID INSENSITIVE 1-associated receptor kinase 1-like. The record is from RefSeq and is a predicted model, not a curated record. The coding region runs from base 184 to 1230 and encodes 348 amino acids. The transcript has a single exon. Gene Ontology annotation, biological process: protein phosphorylation. NCBI's taxonomy places the organism in Eukaryota, Viridiplantae, Streptophyta, Magnoliopsida, Myrtales, Myrtaceae. Gene Ontology annotation, molecular function: protein kinase activity; ATP binding.
GCCGUGGGUGAGACGGGCACAACACAGUCCCAACUGGAGUUACAACAAAAACUGUGGAUACAAGCAAGUCUCUUUGGAAUUGCAGAAGGUAUUCCCAAACCAAUCACUACCAAUCGAGAAAAACCAUCAAGCUUAUACGACCCAUCUGUAUUUGUGAAGGAUCUAUUUUUCUCCCGCUUAAAGAUGGUGUUCAAUCUCCGAUCCUUCAGUUCCACCGAGUCCGUUGAAGGUGAUCCAACACGUCCUAAAAGCUUCUCUCUAAAGGAGCUCCGAGUCGCUACAGACAACUUUAGCAGCAACAACUUCAUAAGGUAUGAUUUAUAUGGCAAGGUUUACAGGGGGCGCUUGGCCAAUGGUUCGCUAGUGGCAGUAAAGAGAUCAAGCUUUGACAAUCGGCAGAGCGAGCAGGAUUUUGAAGCAGAAGUGCAAGUGGGAAGCACGGUUUCGACACACCCAAAUGUGCUAUGCCUGAUGGGCUUUUGCAGGACCAAGAAAGAGCUCUUACUGGUCUAUCCCUUCAUGAUCAACAAAACCCUAUCUUACAAUCUUAGAGAGAGACCGGAUCGGUUUGCCAGACCACUCGAUUGGACUACUCGCAAGCAAAUAGCCUUGGGAGCAGCGAGGGGGCUUGCCCACCUUCACAAUCAAGGUAACAUCAAGAUCAUGCAUCGCAACAUCCGCGCGUCAAGUAUACUGCUGAAUGUGCAUUUUGAGGCUGUGAUAGGAGGAUUUUCGCUUGCCUUUAUCAAGCAUGAGAAAAAUGUAGAGGAAGAUGUUUAUAUCCAGGGCACAACUGGGUUUACGGCCCCCGAGUACAUCAACACAGGAAAGUGCACACCGAAGAAUGAUGUCUUUGCAUACGGGAAAAUGCUUCUCGAGCUCAUCUCGGGACAGUUGAUUUACCUUGACGAUGGCAAUGGCAAUUUUUUCUGCUUGGAGAAUUGGACUAGAAAACAUAUGAAUGAAGACCAGUUGGGAAGGGUGAUUGAUCCCAAUCUGCAGGGGAAUUACGUGGAAGAAGAAGCAGAGCGAUUAGUCCGAUUGGCAUUAUUGUGCGCACAAAGGGAUGCAUCAGUUCGACCAGAGAUGUCUGAAGUAGUUCGAAUGCUCGAAACUCAGUUUCUUCAGCGGGACCCUAGUACAAGCAGUAGUUUGAGUCAAAGCGAGUGUGAUUCGGCUCCGAACUACUCUUGCCCUCCUUCCCCUUCUCCUCUGGGGAUUGCUCCAUGAUUGGCAUGUCAAUGCUACAUCAUCACCUUUCUUUUACCUUCAAUAACAAGUUUAGCCUCUGUGUUUUUCUUCCUAAACUCUAUAUUUCACUUUCAUCUGUAUGAUCUUCCUGUGAUACUUUCCUCCGAUUUUUUUUAAAGACAUAUAGCACCUCUU